Molecule: messenger RNA, 3805 nt
Organism: Rhineura floridana
Lineage: Eukaryota; Metazoa; Chordata; Lepidosauria; Squamata; Rhineuridae
Gene: SPTLC3
Product: serine palmitoyltransferase long chain base subunit 3
Exons: 12
Coding region: 308-1966 (552 amino acids)
Biological process (GO): sphingosine biosynthetic process; ceramide biosynthetic process
Cellular component (GO): serine palmitoyltransferase complex
Molecular function (GO): serine C-palmitoyltransferase activity; pyridoxal phosphate binding
Source: RefSeq, a predicted model, not a curated record
CUUCCUUUCCUAAUCCAAUUGAAUCACAAUUAGAUGCUCAGUACCCAGCAUGGGCUGUAUGCUUUGCUUUGUGAUUUUAAAAAAGCAACUUUUUGCCAUUGUCGCUCACUGGGGUUGAAGGUAACAGUUUGCUUUUUAGCUGCCUAGAUUUUGUGAAGCGAUAGCUACCUCCUUGAAAAGCCAGCCAGACCAGUUGGAUGCCUUUCUACAGCUCUCUCUGUAGGAAACUUUCAUCUGCUCAUCCCACUUUGGCUUGUUAAAGUACGGAGACACUCCUAAAGGGCUGGGAAACUGCUCUUUUAAAGAAAUGGCUAAUCCUAAAAUUGUCUCCAAUGGACAUUUAUGCUGCCAUCAGAAAAGGAAUAAUUUAUUAAAGCAUGACAUCCACAAGAAAAAUGGAGUUGUUAAAGAAAUCAAGGAAAAUGGCAUUGCAAAUGGAGGCUUCUACAAAAGACCAUUUAAUGAAUCCUUUGAACAACCACCAAUGUAUGUUGCUGUCCUUACAUUUGUGGGUUUUGCAGUAGCAACAUUUUUUGGCUACCUGCGAGACUUCUUGAGAUCCUGUGGACUACAAAAAACUAUUGUUGCUAUAGAACGGGAACAACAAAAGGAUUUUGUACCACUUUAUCAAGAUUUUGAGAACUUUUUUACAAGAAAUCUCUACAUGAGAAUAAGAGACAAUUGGAACCGUCCUAUCUGCAGCGCUCCUGGACCAAAAUUUGACCUCAUGGAACGUGUUUCAGAUGACUACAACUGGACAUUUAGGUUCACUGGAAGGACAGUGAAGAAUGUGAUCAAUAUGGGUUCCUAUAACUACCUCGGCUUUGCAGAAACUGAGUGCAACGCUUUGAAAACUGUGAGCACUGUGUUGCAUAAAUAUGGCACAGGAGUAUGUAGCACUAGACAAGAAAUGGGAAACCUUGAUAAAAUUGUCGAGUUAGAAAAUCUGGUGGCACAGUUCCUGGGUGUUGAUGCAUGUCUGGCAUUUGGCAUGGGCUUUGCUACAAAUUCUAUGAACAUUCCCGCGUUGGUUGGGAAGGGAUGUCUUAUUUUAAGUGACGAACUGAAUCAUUCUUCACUUGUUCUUGGUGCGAGACUCUCAGGUGCUACAAUUAGAGUCUUCAAACACAACAAUGUACAGAACUUAGAAAAGUUUUUGAAGGACGCAGUAAUUCAUGGACAGCCUCGAACCCGGAGAGCAUGGAAAAAAAUUCUAAUUCUUGUAGAAGGCAUUUACAGUAUGGAAGGCUCCAUUGUACGCUUGCCAGAGAUAGUUGCCUUGAAGAGAAAAUACAAAGCCUACCUCUACUUGGACGAAGCCCACAGCAUAGGUGCUGUUGGCCCAACAGGCAGGGGAGUCGUGGAGUACUUUGGAAUGGACCCCAACGAUGUCGAUGUACUAAUGGGAACAUUCACCAAAAGCUUUGGAGCAGCUGGGGGAUACAUAGCUGGCAGAAAGGAACUGGUAGACUACUUACGACUUCACUCCCAUAAUAUUACAUAUGCAGUGUCUAUGUGUCCUUCUGUAGCAGAACAAAUCAUAAGAGCCAUGAAGUGUGUCAUGGGACUGGAUGGAACCACACAAGGACUUCAGAGAGUCCACCAGCUGGCAGAAAAUACAAGGUACUUCAGGCGAAGAUUACAUGAACUAGGCUUCAUUAUUUAUGGCAAUGACGAUUCUCCUGUUGUCCCUUUGCUCCUUUUCAUACCUGGUAAAAUUGGGGCUUUUUCAAGACGCAUGUUAGCCAAAAAUAUCGGGGUGGUUGUGGUUGGCUUUCCAGCUACUCCACUUACAGAAUCCAGGGCUCGGUUUUGUGUGUCAGCUGCUCAUACACGGGAGAUGUUAGACACGGUCCUCGAUGCUCUAGAUGAACUGGGUGAUUUUUUGCAGCUGAAAUAUUCCCAGCACUUCAGGUCAUCUCGUCCUGAACUAUGUGAUGAAACAAGCUUUGAACUUGAAGAUUAAGCUUCCCUCCCAUGGAGAAACCAUUAUGUUACAAGAGGGGAAAAAGGGGAACCUAAACAGUAGAAAUGUGUUUCUUCUUUUCUAAGGACAGUUUUUGCUUCACAGUAAUUGAACCAAGAGAAGCACUGUGUGUGUUUCACCGGAUUGGAUUCUGUGUGCAAGAGACUGGAAUAUGGUUGCUACAGAUCCCUACCAAGAAAUAUGAGUUCUAGUAUUAUCAUUGGAUGCAAAAGACUUCAUUAAGUCAAUUGCUACUGUGCAGCCUUUGUUACACGCCUUUUUAUGAGCAGGCUUUGGAUAGUUCUUAAUUAUGAUUACAAUAAACUUUUUUAAAUAGUGAAUUGGAAUGUAGUAUGUUGGUUGAAGAAAAAAUUCACUUGUUAAACUGGCUUUCACUUGCAGAACAGCAUACCUCAAUUUCAACAUGUGAAUUUUGGCAGAGGCAAUGGCAAGUAGACAUCUCUUAGUUUAACAAGUGCCUCAGUGGGAGACAGUGGUCAUUCAAGGCCUUACUCACUUAACAUUAAUUAUUACUGCCAAAAGAUUCUGGGGGAGGGAAAAGCUACUUCUCUUUGCCAGAUGGUUUGUUGGCACACAAAAAAUGUUUUAAGUUUUUAAUUAAAUGUGGGAAGAAAGUGUAAACCACAAAAAGUCAAUUUUCAUUCUUACAUAGUUGAUGCAUUGAAUUCUUAAAAUUAAAGGUAGAAAAUCAUUUUUACUUGUUUGAUCUUAAAGCAGAUUUAUAGGCUUUUCAUGCACAAUUUUAAUAACCAUUUAACUUUCCUGUUUCACUCUCACACUGUACACACCCUCCCUUGUGGUGCACACAAUGUAACUGACAUUUACAAGCCUAUUUUAUGUCCUCCUUGAACUACUUUACAGGCUUGAUAAGCUUACUUUGGCUGUGAGUUACACAAUAUAUGAUACUCAAAUUUGUUGUUUGGGGUCCUGCCCUGUUAAAUUGAAAAAUGCGAGUCCUCUUUAUAGUGCUGAUUCUAUACGUAUACUUUAACACAGUUGGAGAUAAAUUGGUCAACAUUCUUGUUUUGCUAUGAGAUUUAUGUAUCUGUGGAUUUUUAAAAAAUGUUUAAAAUGUUAACUGGUUUAAGAACAUAACUAAUGUUCUGGAAAGGGCAUAGAAGAUUAAAAGAACAAGUGAAAGUAGCACUUGCAUUGCACCAAAUGAAUGGGGCCAAAAGUAAUGGGAAAAUAGGGAGGAAAAUCUCUUCCAACUGGGUUAUAUGUGAAGUUCUCCAGUCUAAGCAGUUAAGAUGUAGUUUUGUGUAGUAUGUUAAAAUAAUAAUAAUAAAAUAACUGGUUGAAAGUCAUUUCUGUAGCUUUGAGAGAGCUGCAAACCAUUCUGGAAUAUAUGAUAGCACUGUAAAUGCAUCCGAUCAAGAGAUUGGUAGCUUUCUGUUGCACAGAUGUAGUUUGCUUUCAUGUUCUUGAAAGCUGUGGUAUCCACUUAACCCACAGCUGCAAAAUUAGAUUUUAGAACAGAACAAUUAAAUUGUGGAAUAGCAAUUACAGUAUUUGACUCCCCUGCUUGUUAAAGCAGCUUUGAGGAUGAAGCAAGGCUGAUUAGUUAUGAGGUCCCUUUUUGUUGUUCAAGUUAAUAACAUUCCGUGCUGCUAUAAUGUUAAGAAUGGGCCGCAACAGAUUCCAAAAUAUCGAAUAUCUGCUUCAGAAAGGUAUUUGGGGGGGUGGAGAGUGAAUUGUACAGUGUUGUAUGAUUGUUCACUUUGGCAAAUGAACUUGAGAAACACUAUAGAGGCCCAUGUUUGUCCAUUAUACUAAAACUACUGUAUAAAGAUUAAAAUAUGUUUUUGGUUUUUUUAA